CUUCGUCCUGUCUUCCUUAUGGCAAAAAUAUGACAUCAGGUAGAUCAUGCAGCCUAGUUUUCCCGCUGUUUGGCCACGACCAUGUCUCGGUUCUCACGCUUCAAGCCGAACAGUUGGGGUCAGAACAAAGCUCAAGCAACCCUUGCCGACUCCGACAUUGAGAGCUUUCCUUCUGGGAUCAAGAUCCUUUUUGACCCGCCAGAUGCAGCUUGCGAUAUCGUUUUCGUCCACGGCCUGACCGGCGAUCGAGAGCGCACAUGGACGAGCCCCAUUACUGGUGCGAGUUGGCCAAGAGACUUCUUGCCGGUCUCUUUGCCUGAUGCGCGGGUUUUGACGUUUGGUUACGACGCAUAUGUUGUACGGAAGCACGGAUCAGUGGCACAAAUCGACAUUUCACACCACGCAAACGACCUUCUGAAUGCUCUCGCCAACGAGAGGCAAGGACACGACUCAGCUACUAGGCCUCUCAUCUUCGUGGCUCACAGCCUCGGCGGCGUCCUGUGCAAAGAUGCCCUCCGCAUCUCCGAGGCUAGCGGAGAUGCGAAUUUGGCUGCCAUUGUCCACCACACCCGCGGUAUUGCUUUCAUCGGAACGCCACACGGAGGUAGCUGGCUCGCUUCUUGGGCAAAGACUCCUGCGGCGAUACUUGGUCUCGCGAUGCGCACGGAUCUGAGUCUUCUCUCAUUGUUGAAACCCAACUCUGAAGUACUGUCACGUAUUCACGACGAUUUCCUCUCCAUGAUCCGACGCCGAGGGUCACAACACCACGCAGUAGAACUGGCGUGCUUCUAUGAGACUUUACCUCUAGUCGGGAGAACCCAAAUCGUUGACCAACUGUCCGCCACAAUACCUGGCUUUAAUAACAUAUCAAUUCAUGCAGACCACAGAGACGUGGCGCGCUAUCACUCCGCCGAACACCCGGGUCUCAAAAGUAUUGUCGGCAUACUUGAACGUUGGGCGCGACCUCCUGUUACAGCUGGCGGCUUGAGUGCUGACGCCAAAGCAUUUCUUGAGACGCUCUCCUUUUCGGAGAUGGGUGUUCGACAAGCUACCAUUGAACACGCCCAUGCCGGCACGUGUCGCUGGAUGCUGGAAGACCCGCACUACAAAGCCUGGGUAAAUUGUCAGGACCUCGAUAAUUCGCACGGUCUCCUAUGGAUCAAAGGGAAACCAGGUUCGGGAAAAAGCACACUCAUGAAAUACAUUGCAUCUGAGGCUCCCAGGCCUAAAGGACUGGUGAGACUUGCUUUCUUCUUCAAUGCCCGUGGUGGUGAAGAAGAACGCAAUGCGCAGGGGCUUUUCAAAACUUUCCUCCACCAGCUCGUGCAAGAGUCUCCUGCCAUGACUAGUCGCCUUUUAACGCAUUUUAGAAGGAAGAAGGCUAAAGUCGGCAACCGCUCCAUCAUCUGGAGCCCCGCAGAGCUGCGAGACAUAUUCUUUGACACAAUCCGAUUCAAUUCCAGAACCCCGGUUGAGAUCUUCGUCGAUGCUCUGGACGAAUGUAAGGAAGAAGAAGUCCGCACCAUCAUUGCUGCUUUCGAAAGAUGUGCAGCCGAAACCGUGGAGCGGGGUUCUCGAAAUAUAAAGAUCUGCUGGUCAAGUCGACACUACCCUCAUAUCAGCAUCGAUCACGGAUUUGAGAUCAGAGUUGAGCUUGAGAACCUUGGAGAUAUAACCCUAUACGUCCAGCGUCAUAUGGCCAGGUCAAAACGGCAGCAAUCGUUUCGAUCUCUAGAGGAGAAGAUCGUCGAAAAGUCCAAAGGUGUCUUCCUCUGGGCCGUUCUCGUGGUCCACAGAAUAUGUAAACUUGCCGAUAAAGGUCUUCCCAUUGCCAGAAUCGAGAAGGUCAUCCACGACCUGCCAUCAGAGCUGAGCAAGCUCUACUCGGAGAUAUUUUCGACCCUCGACCCAGAACUGGCAGAGGAUACUGCUAACCUGAUGUACCUUGUCCUGUACGCAGCCAGGCCCCUAGAUACCGACGAACUUCGAAUCGGCAUCGACUUCAUGAGAAGUAUCUGUCCUUCCUCGUUGGAAGACUUUGCAGCAUUGCCAGAGCAGGUCUCUUAUUUUCGUAACUUCGUUACUGAGCUCUCUGGAGGACUUUUCGAGGUCAUCGACUCUGGUAUUCCUAUCGGCACUCAGCAUCCUGAUCUGGAAGAGUCACUCAACGUAAAGGAUUCUGUGUUUGAUUGGGACGAGGGCUCUCGGGAAGCAUGGAAUAGAUAUAUGGCACGUGCAAACUCGAGACGUCCGCUAGCUGAGAAGCAGGACAUGGCCAACAUUGUCGAAACCAGAUGGGUGGUUCAGGUCAUUCACGAAACAGUCCGGGGCUAUUUGAUGAGAGAAGGCUUGUGUCACCUCCCCGGGAAGUCUUUGCCUAUCCCAAUGGACGCUCGCACCGGGCACCUUCACCUCUAUCAAAUGUGUCGUCGUGUUCUAGCUACCAAUGAGAUGAGCUGCGUUUUCCCCAAGAAGGAGUGCGCUGCGCUCCUUCGCUGCAUUCCAGAUCUUGUUCGGUUAGGUUUACGAUGGUUGGAAACGACAAUCAUCCAAUACGCCCUUGAAAAUAUCUUCUUGCACCUGAGGAGCUCCCUGUUCUUUGGCCCGAAAGAUCAGUGCGGGCCUCAAUGGGACUUGCUCAGCCCAGCCAUUCAACGCGAUGUGCACUUAACAGAAAUCAGGGAAGCCCUAUUGCGAUGGGAAUGCAUUCGAGCUUCUACGUCCAUCCUCCAACCGAUGAGAGGGACGGCUUCCCACUUGCAAAAUAACAACUUUGACUCGAUCAUGGAUCGAGAUUUGUCGCCUGUACUGGCGGCAACGGGCCUCAGCCUGGCGGAUUUCCAGGCGUGCGCUUCCAAUUUUCAUGUGGCUCUCCUGACCCUUCACCGCCACUCGUUUUCUUUUGGGGAUUCAGGCUUGAAGGCAGCUAUUGCUGCUGUAGCACAUCACGGCACUGAAGAAGAACUGCGUGUCCUGCUCAAAGAUGCUGAUCCUUCGGCAUGCCUCGGAAGUGAGGGACAAGGGGCACUUUUGAUGGCAAUUGAAUCGCGCAGAACGUCGAUUGUGGAGAUAUUACUGUCGAAAGGCGCCCCGGCAAACCCACCUACUCAUGGUGGUGAAUUUCGCAAAAAGACUCCCCUGUCUGUGGCCAUAGAGUGCCGUGACGUUUCGGUGCUCUCUAAGCUGCUUUCGUAUGGUGCCGACGUGAGCGUGACAGCCAAUGGUUUUUUACCACUGGCACUCGCCGCCUCUCUGGGGUACAAGGACGUUGUAUACCUUCUGCUAGACCGCGGUGGACGGACCAUGACAGAUUUUUCCGUCUUGAAAAGGGCAGCUAAAGUUGCAAUGCUCGGAGGGCACCAAGAAAUUGCCACAAUACUCAUGGAAAGGGCUGCUUGCCAGUAGACCGAGCGCACGAAACAAAGGGGUCACGAAACACUGCAACGCUUGGCUCUGGAUGUGGCCCAGCGACACGACGAGACCAAUUUGUCUACAGGACAAGAUUACGCUCAGUUCCUUCACAUUCGUGACAGAAAAUGAUGUUUGCCAUCAAUUGAAGGGUGGUAGGAGCGAGCAGCGGCUCAUUAGGUGAAGCCUUCAAGGCCUAGAUGAGAUGUGGUUUUUUUGGGAUGUACGCCCUCAUCCUCCCUUUCGGAUGAGCAAGAAUAAGAACCAAUGAGGGAGCAAUGGCACUACAAUGCAGCGAGAAGAGUGGUUGUAUAUAAUUUUGGCAAAGUCUCGGGACGGAUCAUGGCUCUCUGCUGACCUGGGGCAUGCUGCUGUGAUACCGGGUCAGCCACAGCAAUGGACACAGUAUACGAUCUGUCCAGCUUUGUAACAGUUGUUCGCACAGCCCAUGUACAUUCCCUGUCUUGUACCGC
Cladophialophora immunda is the source of this 3881-nucleotide messenger RNA. RefSeq lists its product as uncharacterized. Gene Ontology annotation, molecular function: protein binding. The record is from RefSeq and is a predicted model, not a curated record. NCBI's taxonomy places the organism in Eukaryota, Fungi, Ascomycota, Eurotiomycetes, Chaetothyriales, Herpotrichiellaceae. Bases 82 to 3405 code for a protein of 1107 amino acids. The transcript has a single exon.